Molecule: messenger RNA, 864 nt
Organism: Corticium candelabrum
Lineage: Eukaryota; Metazoa; Porifera; Homoscleromorpha; Homosclerophorida; Plakinidae
Product: ubiquitin carboxyl-terminal hydrolase 15-like
Exons: 7
Biological process (GO): protein deubiquitination
Molecular function (GO): cysteine-type deubiquitinase activity
Source: RefSeq, a predicted model, not a curated record
CAGAAAAAGGAAGAUGAUGAAAGUGUGCAUACGACAGUUGAGACAGAACCUAAAAAGCAAGUAUGCCUUGAAGACUGCAUUGAACUGUUUACAGACACUGAAAAGCUAAGUGAAGAAGAUCCUUGGUAUUGUUCACAGUGUAAAGAGUUUCAACAAGCUGACAAGACUAUGAAACUUUGGCGGCUACCUCAAGUGCUGAUAGUUCAUCUAAAGCGUUUUUCAUAUGAUAGGUACUGGAGAGACAAGUUGGACACUUUAGUGGAGUUUCCUGUGAUUAACCUAGACAUGUCAAAACAUGUCGUCAAUAAAGAUGAUCCAUCUUGCAAAUUGUAUGACUUGUGUGCGAUUUCAAAUCAUUAUGGAGGAUUAGGUGGUGGCCACUACACAGCCUAUUGCAAAAACAAGGACACCGGCAAGUGGUAUCAUUUUGAUGACAGUAGUGUGUCAGAAGUAGAUAGCACAAACCGUCUCGUGUCAAAAGCAGCCUACGUUCUCAUCUACUUGAGACAAGACAUUAGCAAGGAGGUCAUGAGACAACGGUCUAUCAGUGAGUGUAGGCCUGAAGAGAAUGAUGAUGAUGAUGAAGACAUGGAAGAUAGUGGUGAGAAGAGCAGAGAAGCAAAAGCAGAACAAGAUGGUAGUGAGUCUGUAGAAAUGAAGGUGGAUGAAGCUGGUAGCAAUGAUUAGUGCCUAAGCAAUGAAUGUCUUUUAUUGUAUGGAUUUGGUGUGUGGAUCAGCUCUUGUCGUUUUGUUCUUGUUAGCAUAAUGACUAUUUGCUUGCAUCCUUCAUUCGGUCAUUCAUUUAGCAUCUAUGUAUAAGUUUAAUUGACUGAGCUCAGUUUGAAUACAACCAUAUAUUACGUA